AUGUCGGCGCGCGGCGGCGGGCGUCCGCGGCGGCCCGGGCUCGGGCUCGGGCUCGGGCCCGGGCUGUGCGCGCUGCUGUGCGGCGGGCUCCUGCUGCGGCCGCCCCCGGCCGCCGGCUACGUGCUGGUGAGCCCGGUGUCCUGGGCCGUGAGCGACGAGGCGGACGAGGAGCUGCACAGCGCCUCGGCGGAGGACGCGCUGCCCGCGCUGCUGGAGGACUCGGGCAGCCUGUGGCAGCGGGGCUUCCCGGCCGCGGCGCACGAGGAGGACGCGCCCGGAGCCGGGGGGGCCGGGGCGGCCGCCGCCCGCGCCCGGCCGCCGCCCGCGCCCCGCGGCAUGUUCUCCUACCGCCGGGAGGGGGGCGGCCCCGCGGCCCGCGCCGCCGCCGCCGCCGCCGCCGCCACCGCGCGCUCCCUGGCCCACGCCAGCGCCGGGGGCUGCCUGGCCACCGCGUCCGCCCUGGGGAAGAUCCAAGGACUGCCCUUCGGGAGCUGCCUGGCCGUCAGCGACGGCCCGCUCAGCAACAGCACUGGGAUUCCGUUCUUCUACAUGACAGCCAAGGACCCCGUGGUAGCCGAUCUGAUGAAGAACCCACUGGCUUCGCUGGCGCUGCCGGAGCUGGAGGGAGAGUUUUGCAGGAAAAACAUCGUGGACCCCGAAGACCCCCGGUGCGCUCGCUUAACCCUCACGGGCCGGGUGAUCGCCGUGUCUCCAGCAGAAGUAGAAUUUGCCAAGCACGCCAUGUUUUCAAGGCACCCGGGCAUGCGCAAGUGGCCCCGUCAGUACGAAUGGUUCUUCAUGAAGAUGAGGAUCGAACACGUCUGGCUUCAGAAAUGGUAUGGAGGUGUCGCCGACAUUUCAAGGGAGGAAUAUUUCAAAGCAACUCCUAGAAAGGCCUGACGGUGUGAGAAGAGAGUCCAUGGCGUUUGCACUUCAAAUGGGAAGUGGGUUUGUUUUUCCCCCCCAAGGGCUGCAGCUAGAGAGGAGGGCUGCCUGUUCCUGGAAGGGCUCCCCGC
Perognathus longimembris pacificus (Pacific pocket mouse) is the source of this 1016-nucleotide messenger RNA. RefSeq names its product cellular repressor of E1A stimulated genes 2 (gene Creg2). NCBI's taxonomy places the organism in Eukaryota, Metazoa, Chordata, Mammalia, Rodentia, Heteromyidae. Bases 1 to 900 code for a protein of 299 amino acids. The record is from RefSeq and is a predicted model, not a curated record. The transcript is spliced from 4 exons.